CACAAUCCAUAUCAGUCCAAAAAUAAAAACACACAAAAAAUAAAUUUUUAAAAAAAUGUACCGAAUAAUCCGAACCCAAAAAUUACUGAGAAGCACUUUGAACCUGUGCCCAGCAGCUGGUUACAAAACAAAAUCCCUUCCUGACUUGACACAAAAUCGUUAUAAGGUCCAAAGAUUGAACUACACGAAGCCGACUGAUAAGGACAUUUCCUUCUUUGAAUCCGUUCUUCAAGCCCCGAAUGUCCUCACUGACGCUUCUGAGACUCUCGGAUACAAUGUCGACUUUUUAGGCAGCGUCCGUGGUCAAUCCAACAUCGUUCUGAAGCCGAAAACGACGCAAGAAGUUUCCGCAAUUUUGAAAUAUUGCAACGAACGUAACAUCGCUGUGUGUCCCCAGGGCGGAAAUACGGGUCUCGUGGGUGGUUCGGUGCCCGUUUUUGACGAAAUUGUUCUCAGUUCGACGCGCAUGAACGAAAUUGAGGCAAUUGACGAGUAUUCGAAUAUUGUGACGUGUCAGCCGGGUUGCAUUUUGGAAAAUUUGGAUGCCAAAGCGGGCGAACAUGGAAUGACGUUUCCGUUGGAUAUGGGAAGCAAAGGUUCGUGUAAUAUUGGCGGCAAUGCAAGCACAAAUGCGGGCGGAUUGAGAGUCAUUCGGUAUGGAAUGCUGCAUGGUUCGGUGCUGGGCUUGGAAGUUGUCUUGGCAGAUGGGACAAUUUUGGAUCUCAUGUCAAAUUUUAAGAAAGAUAACACAGGAUAUCAUCUGAAACAUUUGUUCAUUGGAUCUGAAGGAACGCUUGGAUUUAUCACAAAAUUGUCAAUUUUAUGCCCGCAAAAGUCAAAAUCAGUGAAUGUCGCCUUUUUUGGAGUCAAAACUUUUGAAGAUGUCUUGAAUAAUUUUGUGAGUGCCAAACGUAACUUGGGCGAAAUUUUGUCGGCAUGCGAAUUGAUCGAUAAUGAAUCGUUAACGUCAUGCACUCAAACGUAUAAUUUGCAGUGUCCGAUCGACAACAAUUUCCCGUUUUACAUGCUCAUCGAAACAAGUGGCAGCAACGAGAAGCACGACGAGGAAAAACUAAACGAUUUUUUGGAGAAACAAAUGUCAAGUAACAAAAUUUUAGACGGCGUGGUUGUCAAUGAACCAAGCAAAAUUAAUAGCAUGUGGCAACUUCGUGAAAAAGUCCCAUCAUCCCUCGUUGAAGGCACAUAUUGCCAUAAAUACGACAUCUCACUUCCCUUGAAGAAUUUCUACCAAAUUGUCGAAGUAAUGCGUGAAAGAAUCGGAAAUCAUCCAAAAUGUCGUCGAGUUACGGGCUAUGGGCACAUUGGAGACUCCAAUUUGCAUCUAAAUAUCCAAUGUGAGGAAUACGACAAAGAUUUGCACAAAAUUAUUGAGCCAUUUGUGUAUGAGUACACGUCAAAAUUGGGAGGCAGCAUUAGUGCCGAACACGGAAUCGGCUUUCUGAAGACUCAAUAUUUGCAAUAUUCGAAAAAACGGGAAGCUGUGCAACUGAUGAAGACCUUAAAAAAGCUGUUUGAUCCGAAAAAUAUUUUGAAUCCGUAUAAAGUGUUGCCGGAAACUGUUAAAGAUUUGUAAAAAAAAAUAAUUAUUUUGUUGUUGUUGACUAUGAGAUUUAUAUUUUUAUGUAAAAGAAAAUUAUUUUUUUAAAUUUAAAAAAAAAAAUUUAAAAAAAAUAAAAGUUUUAUCUUAA
Molecule: messenger RNA, 1709 nt
Organism: Culicoides brevitarsis
Lineage: Eukaryota; Metazoa; Arthropoda; Insecta; Diptera; Ceratopogonidae
Gene: D2hgdh
Product: D-2-hydroxyglutarate dehydrogenase, mitochondrial
Exons: 6
Coding region: 56-1594 (512 amino acids)
Cellular component (GO): mitochondrion
Molecular function (GO): FAD binding; catalytic activity
Source: RefSeq, a predicted model, not a curated record